AUGUUGUCACGUGUGGGACUCUCCGCAAUGCGCGGCGUGCGCCUCAUGGCCACCGACGCCAAGAAAGCCGCGGCUUCGGUCGGUCAGAUCACGCAGAUCAUUGGCGCUGUGGUGGACGUCCAGUUCAAGGACAAUUUGCCGCCUAUUCUGAACGCUCUGGAGAUUAAGACCCAAGACAACACGCGCAUUGUGCUGGAAGUCGCCCAGCAUCUGGGCGAGAACACGGUCCGUACGAUCGCCAUGGAGGGCACGGACGGACUCGUGCGUGGCCAGGAGUGUGUGGACACGGGCAACCCGAUCAUGGUUCCCGUGGGUCCUGAAACCUUGGGCCGUAUCAUGAACGUGAUUGGCGAAUCCGUCGAUGAGCGUGGACCAAUCAACGCCAAGCGUUACGCGCCGAUCCACGCAUCUGCUCCUUUGUUGACGGAGCAGGGUUCGGGGGCUGAGAUCCUGGUGACGGGCAUGAAGGUCGUGGACCUCCUGGCUCCGUACGCCAAGGGCGGAAAGAUUGGUCUCUUCGGUGGUGCCGGUGUGGGCAAGACGGUGGUUAUCAUGGAACUGAUCAACAACGUGGCCAACAAUCACGGCGGUGUGUCGGUGUUUGCCGGUGUGGGCGAACGCACCCGUGAGGGAAACGACCUGUACUAUGAGAUGAUCGAGUCGGGGGUGAUCAAGAUCAAUGAGGACGGCACGACCACGGGCUCGAAGGCUGCGCUCGUGUACGGCCAGAUGAACGAACCCCCUGGAGCUCGUGCUCGUGUCGGUCUGACGGGUCUGACCGUUGCCGAGUACUUCCGUGACGUGGAGGGACAGGACGUGCUGCUGUUUGUGGACAACAUUUUCCGGUUCACGCAGGCGUGCUCGGAAGUAUCGGCUCUGCUCGGUCGUAUUCCUUCUGCUGUGGGAUACCAGCCGACGCUGGCCACGGAUCUUGGUGCGCUUCAGGAGCGCAUUACGUCGACGAAGAAAGGAUCCAUUACCUCGGUGCAGGCCAUUUACGUGCCGGCUGAUGACCUGACGGACCCGGCGCCGGCCACGACGUUCUCUCACUUGGACGCCACGACUGUGCUGUCUCGUCAGAUUUCUGAGCUGGGUAUCUACCCUGCUGUGGACCCUCUCGACUCCAAAUCUCGUAUGCUGGACCCCCGCAUUAUUGGCCAGGAGCACUAUGACGUGGCUCGUGCUACGCAGAAGCUGCUGCAGGACUACAAGGGUCUGCAGGACAUUAUUGCCAUUCUGGGUAUGGACGAGCUGUCGGAAGACGACAAGCUUACGGUGGCUCGUGCGCGUAAGGUGCAGAAGUUCAUGUCGCAGCCGCUGCACGUUGCUGAGGUGUUCACGGGCAAGCCGGGCAAGUUUGUGCCGCUCGUCGACACGAUCUCGUCGUUCAAGGACAUUAUCAGCGGUAACUACGACGACCUCCCGGAGGCUGCGUUCUACAUGGUUGGCGGCAUUGAAGAGGUGAAGGCUAAGGCUACCGCUCUGGCAGCUGAGCUGGACGAAUAA
Molecule: messenger RNA, 1506 nt
Organism: Peronospora matthiolae
Lineage: Eukaryota; Oomycota; Peronosporomycetes; Peronosporales; Peronosporaceae
Source: the annotation of a GenBank genome assembly